Molecule: messenger RNA, 1817 nt
Organism: Temnothorax curvispinosus
Lineage: Eukaryota; Metazoa; Arthropoda; Insecta; Hymenoptera; Formicidae
Product: fatty acyl-CoA reductase wat-like
Exons: 10
Coding region: 99-1604 (501 amino acids)
Biological process (GO): long-chain fatty-acyl-CoA metabolic process
Cellular component (GO): peroxisome
Molecular function (GO): alcohol-forming very long-chain fatty acyl-CoA reductase (NADP+) activity
Source: RefSeq, a predicted model, not a curated record
GGUAGUCCUAGUAAUAGCGUCUAAUCAAGCAGACGUUCGAUAGAAGAUAUAACUAACAUAUUUUUUAAUUGUUAAUUUAAAUAUUAAUUUCGCUUAUCAUGAAUAAUGAACAAGAUAUAAAACAUGAAACACCGAUACAAAAUUUUUACGCCGGACAAUCGAUCUUUAUUACAGGGUGUACCGGAUUUCUUGGACAGAUCUUAAUCGAGAAACUAUUACGAAGUUGCCCCGACAUUUCGACGAUGUACUUAUUAAUACGGUCGAAAAAAGACAAGAGUCCCGAAAGUCGACUGAACGAAAUGUUUAAGAGUUCGCUUUAUGACCGUAUGAAAAAGAAAAUACCUAAUUUCCGUAAAAAAGUCGUGCCAAUCGUAGGCAAUCUCGAUUGCAAGAACUUAGGUUUGUCGGAAAAUGAUAAGAACAUUUUAAUAUAUAAGGUAUCCAUAAUUUUUCACCUUGCAGCUAAUGUACGCUUUCAGGAGAAAAUCAAAUCUCAAAUACAAACAAAUAUUUGCGCUACCGAUACCAUUUUGCGCAUCGCCAAACUUAUGCCAUACUUAAAGUCAUUUAUCUAUGUGUCAACCAUAUAUGCGAAUUUCUGCGUGAAACAUAUCGAAGAACAUGUUUACACUUAUCCUAUUAAUUACAAAGAUCUUAUUACGCUUACACAUAUCUUAUCCGAAAAUACAAUGGAGGAAAAGAAAGCCAAAAUUACCUCACAAUGGCCGAAUACAUAUACAUUCACAAAAGCGAUUGCGGAAGGGCUUCUCAGAGAUGAAGGCGGAGAUUUACCAAUUGGAAUAUUUCGGCCUGCCAUAAUUACAUCUACCGCUAACGAACCGCUCGUCGGAUGGAACAACAACUUUUUAGGGGAAAUAGGGCUAACGGUGUUUAUAUCGAGUGGUUUUCAAAGAUUUAUGCUAUGCAAUCCUUAUAUCCCUGCAAAUUUUGUUCCCGUUGAUCUCACCGGAAACGCAUUAAUUGCAAGCGCGUGGGAUGUUUUUAUUCAAUUCAGGAGAGGCAAAGACAUGUUAAUUUAUAAUUUCGUACCGCCGGCUGACGCGCCUACUAUAGGUGAAUGGUUCUAUAAAAUCGCCGACAUAACGAAGACAUAUCCCUUGCCCAAAGCUCAAUGGAGGCCCUUUGUAAUAAUGUUACAACGAAAAAUGCUAUAUAGAAUUUGCAUUUGGCUCGGUCACUUGCUUCCGGCUUUACUAGUGGACACAAUAAGCAUUUGCAUGAAUUAUCGUCCGAGAAUGUGGAAAUUAUAUAGAAAGAUUCAUAGUAGAUCCUACGAAAUGGCACCCUUUCUUACAAGGCGAUGGAGUUAUUCCUAUGACAACGUUGAAGCGAUGUGGAAUCGUCUGAAUGAGCAGGAUCAGCAAUUAUUUAAAUUUUACAUGAAGAAAUUUGACUGGACGAAUUAUUUUGUUAAUCAUUACAAAGGCGUACGCUUUUUUAUACUCAACGAAGAUGACAGUACUUUAGAAAUCAGUCGUAUUAGAGAUAAACGACUUUACUGGAUACACCAAACCUUCAAAACUCUAUUUGUCUUUGCUAUCGUUUGGAUCAUCUGGAUUAUAUUUAUAAAAGUAUUCACAUAAUUUUUACACAUUUCUUUACACAUAUUAAAUUUUUCUUCUAUUAAAUAUUCACCUUAAGGAGAUGUACCACCCUUCUUAGAGCGUGGCAUUUAUCAAGUUUAUGAUCUUAACUGAUCUUCAAGCAGUUUUAAUCGUUGCUAACUGCUUAUUAAAAAGUUAUUAACAAAGUAAAAUAAAUAGACAAGUGUCGAACGUAAUAUAAUCUUAAUUUUA